AUGCCGAAAAGUCACGAAGUGUGGAGUGAAGCCCAAUUUGUGAAUGUUGGACAGGGUAUGAAUACAGCCACGCACAAAUAUACAACAUCAACUAAUGAAGAAUUGUUUCCCAUUGCCUGUGGACAAUGCAGAAAGCUACAUAAGCGUUGUGAUAAGAAAUUACCAUCAUGUUCGAAAUGCGUUUCAAAGGGGUUGACCUGUACGUAUCAAGAACCAAAAAAGAAGGGUAGAACAAAGGGAUCUAAAAAUCAUGUCACUAGUACUGAAGGUAAUUCUAAAAAUCAACAAUCAAAUAGUGGAGAAAACACUCCAUCCCCCUUGAAUCGAGAUGAUAAUUCCAAUGAAAAUUCUUCAUCACCACCAAGUGUAGUAGUAGAAAAUAUUCCUCAAUGUCAGUCAUCUUCACAAAAUAGUAAUGUAAAAACACCAUACGGAACCAAUCUUGUAAAUAUUUCAAAUAAUCUCGUCAAUAAUGUGAUGAAUCCGAUAACAAGUGUGGAAAAUAUGUUGAGUCAAACUCCUUCGUUUUUAAGAACAAUGAGGAUGAACCUUAUUGAUGCUUACUAUGAAAUAGUAUCUUUGGGCUAUCCUCUUAUUGAGAGAUCAGAAUUGGAGCGAUACAUGUUUAGCCAGGAUCAACUCAAUGAUAGAAAGGAAAUUCUUGCAUUUGUCUUGUCUAUACAGGGAUUGUGCCAACAAAGGUUUGGAUAUUCAGAUCUUGCCACUGAUAGUAUUGAAAAAUCUGCUCUAGUUCUGAAAGACUGUUUUGAUGGAUACUCUGAUUUUUAUACAGCUGCAACUUAUUCAAAUUUUGCAUAUUAUUUUUUAGGUGAAGGCGAUACAAAGAAAUCAAGAUUCUACAAUCAUUUUGUAGAAUUUUAUUUGAAAGAAUUGGAUGAAUUUGCAAAUAUUUACCAGCAAAACCUUAGAUGGAUUAAGCUUUUGGUUGACUAUUUGGGAAAUCCUAGAUUUCCCUAUCUUUCUCCUGUUGAUUUAAUAGGAUUUUUCAACUCUGUAGUAGAUAAGGAUAUGCCUACUGAAUGGAAGAAUGCACUCUUUGAUUUUGCUGGUACUAAUAUUUCAAAUUGUGAAGAAAGGUUGGCUAUUUUUCAUUGCAUUACAGAUUCAAUGCAAAAGAUGAGAAGAGGGUCACUUAUAUCAUCUAUUAUUUAUGAUGUAAUUUAUGGUGUGUUGAAAACAGGAUUGAGUAUUUCUAUUUAUUCUUUUGUGGAUUUAAUUCAUUUUAGGCAAACUAUAUUCGACCUUAUUGUCAAGAUGUUUAAUAUUUCAGAUAAUGAAUACUUUUCAUUCUCACCACCUAUUGUAAUACCCUACAUGAUCGUUUCUGCCAAAAUAUUAUUGGAGAUGGAAAAGGUUAUCGCUACAGGAGAGUUGAAUACUAAUGGUAUCGAUUACUACAAUUCCAAAACUCUGAGACAUAUAUAG
Messenger RNA from Naegleria gruberi, 1446 nucleotides. RefSeq lists its product as uncharacterized. Gene Ontology annotation, molecular function: zinc ion binding; DNA-binding transcription factor activity, RNA polymerase II-specific. The record is from RefSeq and is a predicted model, not a curated record. The transcript has 5 exons. NCBI's taxonomy places the organism in Eukaryota, Heterolobosea, Eutetramitea, Acrasida, Naegleriidae. The coding region runs from base 1 to 1446 and encodes 481 amino acids. Gene Ontology annotation, biological process: regulation of DNA-templated transcription.